AGGCCAUCGAAUCGCGACUCAGCGUGCACGCUGGCGGAGGACCUGGGCGAUGCCUGGCCAAUGGGCCGUGCUGUGCCAGCCUGGUCAAUUCACCGCCGCCACGCGCUCUGUGCCCUUCAUCACGUCCCGUCUCCUGCCGUGGCACAGCUGAAACAAGGUCAAAUGUCGGAAAAACGUGGAGAGCUUCCUGAGGCCUGUCGCCGCAUGGGGUCCCAGAGGUCGCCCUCUGCUCCGCCUCCGACGUGCUCCAGGGGGACGCCGGGCGGCUCCGGGGCACCCUGCGGGCCCUGCUGCACCCGGAGCCGCGAGGAGAGCCCUGCCGCUGCCCACGCCGCGCCCGCCCUGCCCGGGCCCCUCGCCGGCUUCGCCCUCUUCUAUGUCUCCGUGAUGUCGCUGCUUUUCCUGGCCUACUGCAAGCUCUGGGGCUUCUGAGGAGUGUGGGGGCCCCCGGCCCUGCCUAGUGCCUUAGAGCGACCCACGGCGGGCUGUGGGGCUGGCUCCGUCCUCUCCCUCUGGGGCCUGGUGGAUUCUGGGGGUUCUCCAGCCCCCGGCUGCCUUCAAACCCGCCUCCUCCUACGGAGUCCUGCUGUGGGUCCUGGAGCCCCGGUGUGGGCCCUGCUUGGGGCGUGAGCCAGUCCCAUUCUCCAGCUCCCCAGUGCCUCCCAGUGGCCACGGGCUGCCCUGCGGCCAGCUCGGUUCGGUUGCCUUAACGCGGUUAAAUUAUACGGCUCUGUAGUUGAUAUAUAUAUUGGAAGGCCGAGCCUGGCCGCCGGGCCCGGCGUGUACAAACAUGUAAAUAGCGUGUGGACCUUUGCCCCCAGGGGUGGACUCGGGCGGGUCCUUCUCUCUUGGCGAUUUCCUGUUGUACGUGUGCCUCCCCUCCCCCGGCCGCUUUCGGUGUGUCCCGGCCACCACGUGUGUGUCCUGCCCCCCGUGCUGUCGCGUUCGCCGAGAAAUGCAGCGCUCCAACCCACCGUGUGGCUUUUGUCUUGGUUUGCGUUGGCUUGUCUGUGCUUUGGCGCGGCUGGGCGGGUGCCCGCUGGCCCCGGUGGGACUAGGGUGGGGGGCAGUUCACUGGCGCUGCCAGAACGGGACCCCAAUGGUCGGCCUCGCACAGGACUCGCUGGAACGGCUCGCUUCAAGGGGGCCCAUCUGGCCCGGCGUCCCGGCUGCUCUAAAACCUCCCUCCGUGAGCGGUGGGUGUCUUCCGCCAGCGCCCUCCGGUGGUGGAGGUCCAGGCAGCUGCCUCCCCACCCCCUCUAACGUCUCCUCUCUCCUCCCAGGAAGCCCUGUGCCAGCCCCAGCACGUCCUGGACGAGGAGAGCCUGGCGCCGCUGGCCCGGACCCUCCAGGCCCUGCUGACUGUGCUCCAGCCCCCAAGGAAGCCAACGCCCCCCGAGGGCACCUCCAGCAAGAUCUAAGGGGCGGGGCCCUGACGCUAACGGCACGGCCGAAGGGCCAGGGACUGGAACUGCCGGGCCCGGUGGGGGCUGGACAAUGCUGAACGUUCCCCCACAUGGGGCACUGGGGGGCCCGGCUCAUUCCCAAGCAGAUGGUACAGCAAGGGGCCCUGCCCCCCACCGCCUAGCGAGAGCUGGGCGCCCUUUGGUGGCAGCGGUGGGAUCCUCAGCCCAAGCCCAGCUCCCGUUGCUCAACCCCCACAGUCUACUCCAGCGUCUGUGUCAUGGGGCAGCCUGGUAGCCACGUGAGCCCCCUUGGGCUAGGCUGGGGGUGGGGGGGAGGUAGUGAGCAGCUGUGGGGUAAGGAUUGAGAGGGGGGGUUGAUUUUAUUUCCCUGCAGGGAGGAAAUCGGGACCCAGCACCAGCUGCUCCCCCCUCUGGCAGUGACGGGCUUGGGGUCGCUGGCCUGGGGUGUCACAGGGCAGCCGCUGGUCGUGGGACACGGGGGCUCAGAGAGCCCCCCAUUUCCUCAGUGCCCCCUCCCCCACGUUUCCUGGGCCCAGGGGGUCAGAUUGCCCUGACCAAGCCACGGCUGGAGCUGUGCCCGGCAUGGGACAGUGCCCCCCCAAGCUGCACCCCAUGGCGCCAGCAGCCCCUGCCCCCCAUGCCCCAUGGGGCCUGGGGUGUUGUGCCCUCUAGUGGAAUAAAGAGGUAAAUGAACCACC
Messenger RNA from Chelonoidis abingdonii (Abingdon island giant tortoise), 2125 nucleotides. The record is from RefSeq and is a predicted model, not a curated record. NCBI's taxonomy places the organism in Eukaryota, Metazoa, Chordata, Testudines, Testudinidae.